This is a messenger RNA of Anthostomella pinea, 516 nucleotides long. NCBI's taxonomy places the organism in Eukaryota, Fungi, Ascomycota, Sordariomycetes, Xylariales, Xylariaceae. The record is from the annotation of a GenBank genome assembly.
AUGGCAGAGGAUGCGAUAAAGUACAGAACAAAGAUACUUGGGCGGACGUACGAGGAAAGUAUUGCUGCCAUCGAGAUGGUAGGCCAAGUGUGUGGCCUAAGAGGUCAAUGGAGCCAAGCGGAGGAGCGUCUUGUGGAAGUGAUGGAAGCUCGCAAGCAGAAACUCGGGGCGGAUCAUCCUCCCACGCUGACCAGCAUGGCCAACCUGGCGUCGACGUAUGGGAAUCAAGGCCGAUGGGAGGAAGCGGAGAAGCUGUUGGUGGAAGUGAUGGAGACGAGCUACUCUGAUGAGUCUUUUCCUCUUCAGUUCCUGCUCCUCUGCAGGUCGUCCUGUGUCGGUCUCCACUGGAUCCCCAUGGCGAUGCAGCGGGCGGACAUGCGCGGGAAAAACAACUUUGAUGGCAGCUGUCUCGUGGAUGUUGCCGAGUCGCUCUGCUGUGGGUGCUGCUCUCUCGUACAGCAGGAGAAGGAGGCGACGCACCGUGAGCCCCUUCUCAGCACUGGCGGCGACGCAUAG